AUACAAUCGUAAAAUGGCGGCCGAACUCCGCAGGUGCAGAAAUUCGACUAUUCUGUUUACCAACUGGGACAGUUAAACAUAAUUUAAAAAUAUUAUAUACGAUUUAAAACGAGAUCAGUUAUAGUUUUGUUUGAUUUUUUUAUGUUUUGCAAAAUAUACUGUACUUACAUGUCGAUAUGUUUCAUUUCCUCACUUUAUUUUGUAAUAUUUUCAACUUAACCGGAAGCACUUUGGAAAGCAGUUCUUCCCUGCUCAUAUCCACUCACGUUCAAGUACGGCGUUUAUCUCAAUGCCGCUAUCUUACUAGUGUUAGUAAGAAUAUUGUCAAAACAAUGCUGAUGUAAUUUUAUAAUCGUUUGGAAGUAAGUAUGGCCAAUGAAUGCCGUAUUGACUGGUCGAAUGCGUUAAAAAGGAGGUUAGCAAACGCGAACAGAGAUGAGAGGAGCGAAGAAGAAAAGAAAGCCGAAGAAAUGCAGUUAUUUACCAAAUAUUACUCUGAAUGGAAGGGUGGUGGCCACAACAAUAAGUCAUACGAGAGCAUUCCUCGAUUCUACUUCAAGCUACCAACAGAAGAGGAAGUUUUACUCCAGAAGCUGAGAGAAGAAUCCAGAGUUGUCUUUCUGCAGAGGAAAAGCAGCGAGCUGCUAGAUAAUGAGGAACUUCAGAAUCUGUGGUUUCUACUUAAGAACCAGGUGCCUCCGGAGAAUAGUGAAGAGGCUAUGAUCAGCUAUGAAGACUUCCUGCAGGUGGGCGACAUGGCUGGGCCCAAGUGCAAAAACCUAUUCACUGCCAGAGUAUAUGCCAAGCUGCUCCACAACGACCCUUACGGCAGGAUCUCUAUCAUGCAGUUCUUUAACUACGUCAUGAGGAAAGUGUGGCUGCAUCAGACCCGGAUAGGCCUGAGUCUGUAUGAUGUUGCGGGACAGGGCUACCUCCGAGAGUCUGAUCUAGAGAACUACAUUUUGGAGUUAAUCCCCACGCUGCCUCAGCUGGACGGACUAGAUAAGCCCUUUUACUCUUUCUACGUCUGCACUGCAGUUCGCAAGUUUUUCUUCUUCCUUGACCCACUUCGGACAGGAAAGAUUAAAAUCCAAGACAUCUUGGCCUGCAGUUUUCUCGAUGAUUUAUUAGAGUUAAGAGAUGAUGAGUUGUCUAAAGAGAGUCAGGAUUCCAACUGGUUUUCAGCACCUUCAGCUCUCCGAAUGUAUGGCCAGUACCUCAGCCUUGAUAAGGACCACAACGGCAUGUUAAGCAAGGAAGAGCUGUCUCGCUAUGGCACAGCCACGCUUACCUCAGUCUUCCUGGACCGAGUGUUUCAAGAGUGCCUAACUUACGACGGAGAAAUGGAUUAUAAAACAUAUUUAGACUUUGUGUUGGCCUUGGAAAACAAGAAGGAGCCAGCAGCAUUACAGUAUAUAUUUAAACUUCUGGACAUUGACAAUAAAGGACACCUCAACGUCUUUUCCCUCAACUACUUCUUCAGGGCCAUUCAGGACCAGAUGAAAGUGCACUGUCAAGUCCCUGUCUCCUUCCAGGAUGUCAAGGAUGAAAUCUUUGACAUGGUGAAGCCCAAAGACCCCUAUAAGAUCACACUCCAAGACUUGGUGAACAGUGGCCAGGGCGACACUGUUGCCAGCAUCUUAAUUGACCUCAAUGGCUUCUGGACUUACGAGAACAGAGAGAUGCCGGUCGCCAACGACAGCGACAGCAGCAACGCAGGCAGCAUAGAUGACUCCUAAACAAAGUGGACCGAGGGGCAUUUCUGGUUUACACUCCUUAACGAUGCUUUGCACCGUGGUCAAUAUUUGUGUUCCUAUUUGUAUUCUUCCUUUAUGCUGUUCAGAACUACUUUUUUAAAUUUUCUUAAAUACUGUAAAUAUUAAUGUCCAAAUAAUAAGCUCCAUCAUCAAAACCUUGAAGUUUGAAUUAAGUUAAGGUUUUCUGGUUAUAUGAGAUCUAGUGUUUAGGCACAAUUACAAGUAUCAACAGUUAAGGCUUGUUGGCACAUUGUAUUAUGGAUUGAAACUAUUGAGUUGACAAUAUUUAAAUACUUAUGGCACUCAUUCUGUCCUAAAAACUCAUAUUUCCAAUGAAAUUCAUGUUCAGGGGCAGCACGGUGAAACAGGGCUUAGUGCGUGUGCCUCACAAUACGAAGGUCCUGGGUUCGAUCCUGGGCUCGGGAUCUUUCUGUGUGGAGUUUGCAUGUUCUCCCCGUGACUGCGUGGGUUCCCUCCGGGUACUCCGGCUUCCUCCCUCAUCCAAAGACAUGCACCUGGGGAUAGGUUGAUUUGGUAACACUAAAUUGGCCCUAGUGUGUAAAUGUGAGUGUGAAUGUUGUCUAUCUGUGUUGGCCCUGCGAUGAGGUGGCAACUUGUCCGGGGUGUACCCCGCAUUCCGCCCGAAUGCAGCUGAGAUAGGCUCCAGCAACCCCGAACGGGACAAGCGGUAGAAAAUGGAUGGAUUCAUGUUCAGUCCUAGUAAAGACAAACGAUACAUCAGAUACCAUAUACAAAACGGUGUCUUUAUAAUGUAGGAGAAUUUUGAGACACCUUAUAAUGUAACACAGUGGAAUUGCGUGCUUCUUUUUACUCAGGAAAUCAGGUUAAAUAUUAAUUCAAUAUGAUUGAGACAUUUGGUGUGUUGUUUUGCAGACGUCUUAGGCCAUCUCCCUUUAACGCCGGUGAGGACCUUAUAUCAUGUGACAUUUUUACUUUAUUUUUUUUUACUAAUGUUUUUAAAUAUUUAAUAAAAUAUUCAUUUGCUCUCAUGUUUUCUGUAGACCGUUCAGGCAACAAACUUGUUGGGCUUACAUAUUUGACUAAAAGUAUAUUCCAUUUGUGACUGUAAUAGCUUAAAGACACUGAAUUUAACCAAGUAUGAUGUCUAUUUGCAUGGUGUGCGUGAAUGGAUUGAUCGAUGCGUAAUGGUACAAAGUGGAACAUUUAAUAAUCUUUGAUUUACUGAAGGCAUUAGGGUUACCCACCAGUUGCUGUCAAGUUUUCAGUCUUUACUUUCUCACUGUCAGGGAGAAAGGAGUGUCUGCAUGCCUUUCUCAGUUUUAUGAUUAUUAAACUUUUUUCAUGAGAUUUAGGGCAACAAGAAGAGGAAGAUCUCAUGAGGAAUUCCGACUGUUACUGACUUUCACACAUUUACAUUACCACCCUCACUGAAAAAAAAUGGAUAUCCAGGAAAGAACACUUCAAAAUCUGGAAAAGAAAAAAACUUUUAUUAAAUUAGUAUAAAAUGACAAAAUUCAUAAAUAUGGCCUUCAUCAGACUUGAAUGCCUGGAGAAUCCUCUUUAAGUAUAUUUACGUAUUGCAUACAGUAUAAUAAAAAUGAUCAGAAUAUCAUCUGAAACCAGUCUGGUAUAAGGUCAUUAUAUGGGAGAAGCUGCACAAGAAUUGAAGAUCUCAUAUGAAUGGCAGGUGGAGACCAAAAGUGAGCAGAAUACAACUCCUGGAAAUUUUGGGAAAAAACAGACUUGACACAAAUCUAUAGUCAUUUCAAAUAGCAACUUUCUGGCUUAAAAAAAACACUCCAAUAAAUCAAGAAAAUACAUUUUGGUAGUUACACGUUUCAUCUUUAGAUGAAUGAGAGUGAAAAAAAAUGGGGAGUCACUCAAUUUUAAGGAAAUAUUUAUGUAAUCACCCUUUAAAUUUUCAUUUCCUAAACCGACACCUGAAUCAGAUUCAAUAAGUUCAUUAGUCUGCAGUUAAAAAUGAGUGUUCACACUUAAGAGAGCUGUUGCACCAGGUAGAUUGAAAUGAACCAGUACUAGUGUUUUUUGUUUGUUUGUCAUGAUUCCACAAUUAUUUUCUCAGAAUUGAGUGAUGACAUAUUUUUUUUAUUUGCUUGAUCUAAAAAUGAAAUGUACUGACUACCACAAUUUGUUUUCUUGAAGCCAGAACUUUGCCAUUGAAAAUGACAAUAGUUUUUGUCAUGUCAUUGAAUGGUAUAAUUAUGACAGCAAAAACAAGACUGAAUGGCUAAAAUGUCAAUAAUAGUAAAGUCAUUCAAGGGCUCAAUAAAUGAAAACUAGUUAGACAUUUACCUUGGAUAUCAUACUGUAGGUCAAGAUGCAUACUAAUAUUCAUAAAUAGUGAUAAAUACUGUAUAUAAAAAGGGUCAGAUCCAGACAGGUAUAAGAUACAGUAUGUAUUUUAACAAAAUAGAAGCAUAGAAAAAUAUUAUUAUUAAACUUUACAAGUAAGUAUAUUAAGCGUUCAUUCCAGUUACUAGAAAUCUGUGAUUUUGUUAUAGGUUUUAUGUCAGUGGGUUCUCAGGAUGGGAGAGGACAAGGCACUGUGUUGUUGUUGGGAGCAUUUAGAGGCACUUCAGGCUCGUGCUCAAAGGAGACGUUUACAAAAGUAGUGCAUGGUACAGGCUGUUCAAAAGCGGGAGGAGGAGCACAAUCGUGCUUGUCGCUCUUUUUCUGCUGCUGCCCUGCAAACUGAAGCUCCGCCUCAUCAGCCAGACGGUUCUCCUCCUCUUCUUCUUCCUCCUGCAGGAUGACAACAGUCCAUUAAAUGACUCAACGGAAUAAGAUUGAUAUAAUAAUAUACCUACCUCCUUUUUCAUACGGUAGUACUCAUCAAUAGCGUACUGGUACUUUGGAGAAGUAAUGCCAAACAGAGAAGCAAGUCUUUCUCCCAUGUAGUCACACACUGCAGGACAAACAGUUACACAAUUAGAUAGAUAGUACUUUACAGAUUCCUUCAGGAAUUUUAAAUUCAAGCAGCAGUGUACAGAAUUGAGAUAUAAUUUAAAAAGUAAAUAAUGGGGGUAAAAAUGGAAAUAAAAUAGAAAAUAUUACUAUAAAACUAAAAAGCAACAAUAAGAAUACAAAUAUAACAGUAAAAAUAAGAAUAUAACAAGAGAAACUAGGCAGUAGUGACCAUGUUAUGAAAAUGUAUUGCACUGUUUUUUGUUGCAGUUUAUUUCAGUAUUGUUAUUUUUUUGCAUCCCCUGUCAUCCUAGUACCCCCCCUUCCCCCCAGAGGAGUUGUACAGUCUGAUGGUGUGUGGGACAUUUAUCAUAGGCGUGACUGCAUUUAUUUUGGCCUCUCCAGUGUUGUUUACCAUACAUAUUCGCGGUGGCCCACCACAGAUAAAUCUGGAACUAUCAUUUUUAAGAUUUGAUGCUAUCUGCUUGCUCACAAACACAUAAUAUGUGGUGGCUUGUACAGCCCUUUGAGACACUUGUGAUUUAGGGCUAUAUAAAUAAACAUUGAUUGAUUGAU
This is a messenger RNA of Entelurus aequoreus (snake pipefish), 5240 nucleotides long. RefSeq names its product protein phosphatase 2, regulatory subunit B'', gamma (gene ppp2r3c). NCBI's taxonomy places the organism in Eukaryota, Metazoa, Chordata, Actinopteri, Syngnathiformes, Syngnathidae. Gene Ontology annotation, biological process: positive regulation of B cell differentiation; T cell homeostasis; regulation of dephosphorylation. The record is from RefSeq and is a predicted model, not a curated record. Gene Ontology annotation, molecular function: calcium ion binding. The transcript has 13 exons. Gene Ontology annotation, cellular component: spindle; centrosome. The coding region runs from base 369 to 1739 and encodes 456 amino acids.